This is a messenger RNA of Meloidogyne enterolobii, 819 nucleotides long. NCBI's taxonomy places the organism in Eukaryota, Metazoa, Nematoda, Chromadorea, Rhabditida, Meloidogynidae. The record is from the annotation of a GenBank genome assembly.
CCUGUUCGUAUGGUUUUGUCUUGUGCUGGUGGGGGAUUUAAUCAUGAUACUCUUCACAGAAUUGCCGAAAAACAUUUUGGGCAUCUUAGCAAUAGUUAUGACCGCAAAGUUCCUUCUGGAUUUUUACCAACAAGCCGUUCUGGAUUAGAUUAUAUCCCAGCACCUCGCAUUCGCUUUACCGGUUCAGAAUUUCUUUAUCGUGAUGAUAGUUAUCCUUAUAUGUUUGGCGCUUUGGCUGUUGAAGGAGUAUCUAGAGGACAUAUGGAUUAUUUACCUUUGGAGGUUGCCAAAACUUUCUUUGGACAGUGGGACAAAACUUAUGCGGCUUCGUUAAACGCCCCUUCAUUACUUAUCCAAAAAGCGGCAGCAGAAGAGGAAAUGUUGGGAUUUGAGGCUUUUAAUAUUUCUUACAAUAAUACUGGACUUUUCGGCGUUUAUUUUGUCUUUCAUGGAGAAUUAAUUGAGCCUUGUUGUAAUGCAAUGAGUACAUUGUUGCAUCCUUUUAGAUACAUUUCAACAAGUAUAACUGAUGAAGAAACUGAAAGGGCGAAGAAUGCGUUAAAAACAAAUUUAUUUUCAAAUUUGGAGACAAACACCCAAAUUGCUAAUUAUAUUGCUACUGAGGUGUUGAGUACCGGAAAGAUAACUCCUCUAUCCGAACUUGAACGCAAAAUUUCGUUUAUUAGUGCGGAUACUGUUCAAGCUGCAAUGAUGGACCAUGUUUAUGAUCGAGAAAUUGCAUGCGCGGGAACUGGCAAAGUAGAGGCAUGGCCAAUAUAUCAAGAAAUGCGUGCUUCGAUGAGUUGGUGGCGUUUAUAG